AUGCGCGCACAAGACCUGGGAACGACUCCCCCCUGCGGCGACGGCACUCCCGCACCCCGCCGCCAUUCCCACGACCUCUCCCUCUCCCCUCGAAAUGUGACCCGCGACUCCCUUCUGGGGAACAUGCUCCUCUCCCUCGACCAAUUCAACCACAUGAGCCAGGUGAACAACAUGCAGACCAGCGGCGAGACCAGGACCAUGUCUGGUUUUGCCGGCCCUCAUCCUUCGUAUCGCUACGAGGACCCAGCAGCAGCAGGCCCGAGGGCGGGCACAGCAGGAGCUGUGGCCGGGGGCCGAGGCGGCCACGGGUACUCGUACAGUUCCGACUACGAAGGCGCCGACGAUGACCUGAGCCGUGUGUCGACCAACAUGUCGCGAGGGCGCAGGAGUAACAGCCUCUCGGCCAAUCCAGCAGCGCCCCGUCCCUGCGUUGACGCAGCAGGCUAUGCACACGUGUUGGGCAGCCAGAAAUGGGCGCAAAGUAUUGGUGUGCCCAAACGAUCCUCCAGUCUAGAACCGGCACGCCGCCGCUCCUACGGCACACAGCCGCCGGACCAGCAGCAGCUGCACUCCUCCAACCUCGACUACGACUACUCUUACGAUCUGGACGAUGCUGCACCCACCCCGACAGUACCAGUCGGUCCGCGUCGGCUCGCCACCAUGCCGUCUAUGCCGUCCAUUGCCCGGCACGAGCCCAUGGGCGAGCCCCUGUCACCCCGCAGCAACAAAUCUUCACGGAGCACCAGCACUGCCAAGCACCACCCGUCGUCCUCCUCAAGACGUGAUGCCGCCCGCGAGCGUGACCAUGAACCUGUUCCCCCUCUUCCUCUUCCUGGUACUGCUCCUGGUACCGUCGCAGAUUUGUUAGAAGACUCGGCCCCGGCCCCCCAUGUUGGUUACGAGAAGGCCAAGGAGCCCGUGCACGCCAGCCCGGCUGCUGCUCCCACAUCGACCGUCGCGCAGCACAAGGAAAAACAACCCGGUUUCUUCAGGCGCAUCAACCAUGCAUCCUCAUCCCAGCAAUCGCCCACGACUGCAAAUGCGGCAUUCUCGGAAGCCAACAAAGCCGCCACCAGCACCCCGUCCUCGAGGCAGACGAGCUCGUCCCACGGGAUACAGAAGAAACCAUCAGGGUUCUUCCGGCGCCGCAAGAAGUCUGUGUCGGUGAACAAUGUAGAACCACCCCCUCUUCCGCCCACCUUACCACCGUCCAUCAUACCAUCGGCAGAGCUGCUGCCUCCUCCCCAGAAGCGGCUCGAGGUUAUGACCCCGAAGCCCGAGCCCAGCCCUGUCACAAGCCUGCGCAAGGCCAUGGACCCUUUUCUCAAGGCCUCGGAGUCAUCAGCCCCGUCUUCCGGCCGGACCAGUCCCCGGGACGACCAAGCGCAGUCCGUCUAUCACUCGGCAGUGGAAGAGUUUCCUCCCGACCGACAGCUUCGAAGCUUCUCUCCCGACUACGAGCCAGACCCGAGAGCCACAAUACGUUCAGUGCCGUCCGAUUCGAGACCCAGGGACAGCAUGGCCUCCGAAAAGAGCGACCGCCCGGGAAGCCUGACGCUGCCCAUCGAGGGCUUCAAGACCGAGCCCGAACCCGAACCUGAACUAAAGACACGUGCUUCUGCGGCCAGCAUCCCAGAUCUGAAGAUCGAAGGGGCAGACCUCAAUGCCACGACCAACCUUCCCAAGGCCGAGCAUCCUCUUGACGAGCCCCACUUCAUCGUCGGCGAUCCCACCCAAGACGACAAGGCGAAGGCGCAGAAGAUCUUCGAUGGCAGCGAGGACUUUAUACCCAAAGAGAAAGCCGCCUCGUGGAUGGGCGAAGAAGGGCCCAUCAGACAGCGAACGCUUCGGGCCUACAUGGACCUGUACGACUUUACAAACAAGAACAUUGUCACAUCGCUACGGGAUGUCUGCAACAGGCUUAUCCUCAGGGCAGAGACGCAGCAGGUGGACCGCAUUCUCGUCACCUUUUCGAAGCGCUGGUGUGAUUGCAAUCCCCAUCACGGAUUCAAGUCCGUGGAUGUCAUCCACACCAUCUGCUACUCGAUCAUGCUGCUCAACACAGACCUGCACAUGGCCGACAUCGAGUCCAAGAUGACCCGCAGCCAGUUCAUCAAGAACACCAUGACCACAGUCAGACAGGCUGUGGCCGAGUCCAUACCCAACGCAUACGAUAGACCCAGCAUCCUCCCAGGCAAGGGCUCUACACUCGACGAUCGACGCCACUUCCGAAACUCGUUCAUCAAGCUCCCUGGAAGGGCCGGGUCUGCACUGGGCGACGCGCCCACCGAGCUGGACGACUGCGGGCCUCUGGUGAAGUCCCCAUUCGAGGGGUCUCUGAAGGCCUGGGAGAGCCAGAUGGAGGUUGUGUUGAAGGACAUCUAUGCCUCCAUCCGCGACGAGCGUCUGCCUCUGUAUGGUGCGGAGCCUGUGCAGGAGCUGCCCUCGGCCGGUGGCCUGUCCGUCAUGGGCAUGCUGAAGCGCUCGCCCAGUGUGCUCAGCAAGGCGCCUUCAGAGAAUCCCUCUGCUCGUGGACGGGUUGGACCGGAAUCCAUACGGGCAGGCAAUGGACGAUGGUCAUCCAAGAGUCGGUCUCGGCCUCGUGGGUUCGGUAGCGCCGGCUUCGCGUCGAGCAGGACGAGUUUCGACGACGGUCAAUCGCUGUGGAGUCCCGUCGACUCGGUCGCCACCUGGAGUCGGGCGUCCCUGGGUAGAACGCACACCUCGAUGUCCAUGGACUCGUUCGGCUCGCGCUUCCCUCGCGGCGACUACCAGCAGUCGAUUGGGUUCGCCAAUGCUCUGAGCCAGGCCAUCAUCCGCGAGGACCCGCGGAGCAGCGUCCCGUCGCUGGUCAGUGACGACCUGAAGACGACCCAGCUGCUCGACGACGAGUCUCUCGAGCUGGCCGGGCCGCCGUGGGUCAAGGAGGGCAUUGUCAUCCACAAACACCACCUCGACGGCGUCGACAAGAAGGCAAAGGAUCGUAACUGGACCGAGGUCUUUGCCGUCAUCCAGAAGGGCAACAUCAGCAUCUUUUCCUUCACGCCCAACAAAUCCAUGGGCCGUCGCAGCCGCAACGCCCCCAAGAAGGGUGCUGUUGUCGGCGGUGGCAACUGGCAGGAGAACGCGACGACGCUUGGCACCUGGAGCCUGCGCCUUACGCUGGCCUCUGCACUACCGCCACCCGGCUACUCGAAGCAGCGGCCGCACGUCUGGGCCCUGUCCCUGCCCACGGGCGCUGUGCACCUCUUCCAUGUCGGCACGCCGGAGAUCUGCAACGAGUUUGUUACGACGGCAAACUACUGGAGCGCCAGGCUCAGCACGCAUCCGCUGAUUGGUGGUGUUUCGAACAUGGAGUUCGGCUGGAGCGAUGCAAUCAUCAACAACGCCCUGGUCUCGGCCAUCAACGAGACAACAGGGCCUGCCGGGCGACAACGCAGCAGUAGCAAUGCCGCGGCGCGCUCCAGCAUGCACUCUCGUGGGAGCAGCUUCCGGUCCCUGCCCGGCGACAUUGUCAAUAUCGCCGAGUGGACGCCGCCGACGCAGUCGAUGCGGCCAUCCAAUGCCUCCGAGAAGGAUCAGCUGGAUGCGCUCCUCAACUACGUCAAAUCGAUCGAGGAGGAGCUGCAGCAGCACAACGCACUGCGCAGCCCCAUGCUCCUGGCGUUCACGCCCAGGGGUUCCAAUGCCCAAAAGGCCAUGGCCAACUGGGAGCGCAAGAGCUCUUACCUGCUGCGCGAGAUUGUCAAGUUCCGCACGUACGUGGAUAUCCUGCAGCUUGCAGACACACGCAGGACGGAGAUCUACAGGGAACUCUCGACGUGGACAGGCUCAGUUCCGACAUGGGUGAGGGCGUCGGUUCCUACGAGUUUGGAGGUGAGGACGGUGCCGAAUACGAAAGGGGACGGAGGGUGA
This is a messenger RNA of Cryphonectria parasitica EP155, 3915 nucleotides long. RefSeq lists its product as uncharacterized. The coding region runs from base 1 to 3915 and encodes 1304 amino acids. The transcript is spliced from 14 exons. NCBI's taxonomy places the organism in Eukaryota, Fungi, Ascomycota, Sordariomycetes, Diaporthales, Cryphonectriaceae. Gene Ontology annotation, biological process: regulation of ARF protein signal transduction. The record is from RefSeq and is a predicted model, not a curated record. Gene Ontology annotation, molecular function: guanyl-nucleotide exchange factor activity.